Oncorhynchus kisutch (coho salmon) is the source of this 1592-nucleotide messenger RNA. RefSeq names its product gamma-crystallin S-1-like. The coding region runs from base 71 to 613 and encodes 180 amino acids. Lineage: Eukaryota; Metazoa; Chordata; Actinopteri; Salmoniformes; Salmonidae. Gene Ontology annotation, biological process: lens development in camera-type eye; visual perception. Gene Ontology annotation, molecular function: structural constituent of eye lens. The record is from RefSeq and is a predicted model, not a curated record. The transcript is spliced from 3 exons.
UCUGUCCUUUUUUCGGACACAUAAAAGGCUCUGGGAUGAGGACAGGCCUGUCCUGUUGACCUACACAGUCAUGAUGGGUAAGAUCAUCUUCUACGAGGGCAGGAACUUUGAGGGACGCCACUAUGAGUGCAGUGGUGACUGCGCUGACAUGCACUCCCACUUCUCCCGGUGUAACUCCAUCCGGGUGGACAGUGGGUGCUGGGUGGCCUAUGAGAAGUCUAACUAUUCUGGGUACCAGUAUAUGCUGACAAGGGGGAAGUACCCCGACCACCACCGCUGGUCCGGCUUCAACGACUGCAUCCGCUCCUGUCGCAUCAUCCCUGCUUAUAAUGGAAACUACAGGAUGAAGAUCUUUGAGAGAUCAGACUUUGGGGGCAAGAUGAUGGAGCUGAGCGAUGACUGUCCCAACCUGCAGGACCGCUUCCACCUGAGAGACAUCUCAUCCUGCAAUGUCAUGGAGGGCUACUGGAUCCUUCAUGAGCACCCCAACUACAGGGGUCGUCAGUACUUCCUACGCCCUGGCGAGUACAACAAGCACAGCGACUGGGGCAGCAUGAGCUCCACUAGUGGCUCAGUGCGUCGCGUCAUAGAGCUGAAGCAAACCAACCAAUAAAGCAGAGUCUCUAGAUCUCUCUCCAGCCAGGCUAGAUCUCUCUAAAAGCCUGUAGAAUUCUGUACAGGGGUUGAUAAAAUGAGUCAAUCUCAACAUACGGUUGGUGUCAGGGAAUAAGGAGAUUGUCCUUUAAUAAUUAGUAUCACUGGAUGAUAAUAUGACUGGGCUGAAGUAAGAAAGCAGUGUCUUGGAAUCCUGGUGUAGAUGUACAAAGAGCAUUUAGAAGGUUUUAUGCAGACAGAAGUGCAUUUAUACACACCCUCCGCUCACAUUGAAUAAUAAACCAGUGGAUGGUAGGAUGGAACAGUAUAUUUAAUUGUGUCCCUAAUGCAGCGGCAAAGACAGUUGCAACUUCUUCCAACUGAGAAGCCUGCUUAAAUUGUUGUGGUGUUUUAACAAUAUUCUGACCUCCUAAAUUCAAACACAUGAAUUUGUGUCUGAGGCAAAAUCACUUUGUUAACUUGUCAAUGUUACACUUGUCAUGGAAUUGCCACCAGGGACUCUAAAGUCAAACUUGAAUGAAUCAUUCUUUAUUAUCAGAAUGCUGGAGAGGUCACAGUCAAACUUAGAUGCAUAAAGUACCGGUCUGAAAUGAGCUCUUUCAGGGCAGUCCUUUAAGUUCUCUUAUAUACUGCUUACACAGACAAGCUACUGUAUAUAGGCUUGGUUACUGCAUGUGUCUGGUACUGAACUUUUAGAACAUUCUGACAAAAGGUCUGAGGAGGGGGUCAUGACCGUAUCCCACUCAUAUCUCAACCAAGCACCCACAGGAACCAAUGAUUGUAUGAGACAAGAUGUACAAUUCAAGGUUGUCUCCAGACUAUGCAUUUAUCCUCCACAUUCCCUACUUUUAUUACUUCUAUGAUAAUAAUCGUUACAAAUGUAAUGAGAUAAACACUUUCAAACCCUUCAUUCUGGGUUAUACAAUCUAAUUAUUAUGGUAAUACUAUCAUCAUAAUAAAGGUUAUGCUUCUAUUAA